UCAGCGGCACAGUUGAGCCCUCACCGGCCCCGGCACACACUCUCACACAUUUACUCUCUCUCUCCCACCCCGCUCUCUCUCGCUCACACACACACACACAGGCGCGCGCGCGCGCACACACACACUCCGAGGCGCUCGGCUCAGUUCCUCCGUGGCUGCGGCGGAGUACAGAGGAGUCAGACAGAGAGGGAAAGAAAGAGAGAGAGAGAGAGAGAGAGGACAGGCAGCGGCGCGGACGUCGGGAGAGGGACGGAGUCACACAGAGAGAGAGGAAGAGACGGAGGCAGGGAGAGGAGCGGGAUAGCUGGUGGCUCACACUCACUCCUCAUCCUCACUUUUUCCCGGGACGGCCGCUGGUUUCAUGUCCAAGGAGGCAGAGUUGGAUGUGAGAAGCAGCGAGUGCGACCCAGUCCCAGCAGAGCCCAGCAGAGACCCGGAGUCGCCCAGGCCGCCCCCUCCUCCUCCUCCUCCUCUUCCUCCUCCGGCGGCUCAGGUUCACCAACCCACCGGCGGUGUGAGCAUCCCGUCCGGCAGCCGGACUCACCCCAGCCUCAGCAGCAGCAGCAGCAGCAGCGGCGGCGGUGGUGGUGGUGUUGGUGGUCAGGGUGGUGUUAGCAUUGUUAGCAGUGCUGAGGGAGCAGGCAGCUCCAUGCAGUUCAGCACCAGACCGCCUAGCGCCGAGCAGCCGGGCUUCAUGGGGACAUGGCAGCAGCAGAGCACUGACAGCAACCUCCUCUACAGAAUGUCCCAGCAGGGUGCAGUAACGCGGCUUCCUUUGAAGGGCGACAGGUCGACAAUGGGCCGAGACCUGGAAGAGGCCAUUCGGUGCACACUGGUGAACUGCACAUGCGAGUGUUUCCAGCCUGGAAAGAUUCACCUGCGGACAUGUGACCAGUGCAAGCACGGCUGGGUAGCUCAUGCCCUGGACAAGCUCAGCACCCAGCACCUGUACCACCCGACCCAGGUGGAGAUCGUCCAGUCCAACGUGGUGUUUGACAUCAGCAGCCUAAUGCUGUACGGCACCCAGGCGGUUCCGGUCAGGCUCAAGAUCCUGCUAGACCGCCUGUUCUCCGUGCUCAAGCAGGAGGAGGUUCUGCACAUCCUGCACGGCCUGGGCUGGACCCUCAGAGACUACGUCAGGGGCUACAUACUGCAGGAUGCUGCAGGCAAGGUUUUGGACCGCUGGACCAUCAUGUCCCGUGAAGAAGAGAUCAUCACCCUGCAGCAGUUUCUGCGCUUUGGUGAGACCAAGUCCAUCGUGGAGCUGAUGGCUAUUCAGGAGAAAGAAGGUCAGGCGGUCACAGUUCCCUCGUCAAAGACAGACUCUGGGAUUAGGACGUUCAUCGAAAGUAAUAACAGAACCCGCAGCCCGGGGCUCUUGACACAUCUGGAGAACAGUAGCCCCUCCAGCAUUCAUCACUUUGAGAAUAUCCCCAACAGCUUAGCCUUCCUCUUACCGUUCCAGUAUAUCAACCCGGUCUCUGCCCCCAUGCUCGGCUUGCCCCCUAAUGGCCUCCCAAUGGAGCAGUCUGCCCUUCGGCUUCGGGAGCCCAGCCUCCCAAACCAAGGAGAGCAGGUGGAGACCAGCGAGUCAGAGGUGUCCCUAUCGCCCUUCCGCACAGGUCAGAGCCCGAGUCGCGGAGUACUGGGACCCAUCAACAGCACUGAACCCAAGACAGAACCCAACAACUGUGCAUCGCCCAUCUCCCCAACCCCGUCCACCCAGCAAGCUCAGCAGCAGUCGUCCCUUCAGCAACCGCAGCAGGGCCAACAGCAGACCCAAAGCCAGUCUCAGCAACACAACAGUCUGGGCGACCAUCAGGUGCAUCACCACUUCGUCAAGGAUGAGCCUUCGAAGUCCAUCAGCCAUCCUUCGUUCUCCUCCAAGAUGCAUCGCAUACGCCGCAUGGGAGCCACCUCACGCAAGGGUCGCGUGUGCUGCAAUGCCUGUGGAAAGACCUUUUAUGACAAAGGCACACUUAAGAUACACUAUAAUGCUGUACACUUGAAGAUUAAACACCGCUGCACCAUCGAGGGAUGCAACAUGGUCUUCAGCUCCCUGCGCAGCCGCAACCGCCACAGUGCCAAUCCCAACCCACGGUUGCACAUGCCCAUGCUGCGCAACAACCGCGACAAGGACCUUAUCCGUGCCAAUUCCACCACAGGUACGCCUGUCAUCUCGAGCAGCAAGAACGGUGGCUUCACGCUCACCAGCCCCGGAAGGCCACCGCUGGGUUUUACGACUCCCCCAGUAGACCCGAUGCUUCAGUCCCCGCUGCAGAGUCCCCUGGUGUUCCCUUCACUGAAAUCAGUGCAGCCAGUCCAACCAGUGCCCCCGUUCUACCGAACACUCGUGUCUCCAGCAGACCUCGUCAGCCCUCCAGUGUCACUGCCAACCAGCCCCAUCAUGCCCACUACUACCAACAGCACCACCCUGAUGGACCAGCAGCAGCAGAUCCUGGCUGCUGUUGUCUCGCACAACAAUGUUCACGUGUCAGAGGCAAGUCCAAUGUCCCACCGGCUGUCCACUGGUGGCAGUCAGGACCUCACCACAAGCAGUGACCCCACACCCAAGAAGAAACCUCGUAAAUCGAGCAUGCCAGUUAAGAUUGAGAAGGAAGUGAUUGACGUAGCAGAUGACUUUGAGGACAAAGAUGAGGACGACGACGACACUAUCCACCAUAAUCACCAGGCAAGUCUUCUUCACAACAACAUUAAAAUCAACGGUAACUGCAACAGCAACAACAAUGGCGCAAGUGGCACUGGCCACCACAGUGGCGGCAGUGGCCAGCAGUCGCCCUCCCAGGACGAGAUGAGCCCUGGCCUGGCCCUUAGGGGGAUGAUGAGGCAAAGCGAGGAUGAAUGUAGGGAAGGGACUGGCAGCGACAGCAGAGGCGGCGCUUCAGAGCUGCGUUGUAUGGACAGCUUUACCUCAGAAGAUCAGGACCACGAGAGAGACUUUGAAAACGAGUCUGAAACCUCAGACUCAAAGAUGUUCUACCGCGAUGACCUGAUGGACGGAGAGGAACAUCAAAAGCACGGCAGAGGAGGAAGAGGUCUGGACAAGGAGCAUGAAAACGAGGCCCACGAGGACGAACACUUGAGAAAAGACAUCGAGGGAAACGGUCAUUCCUCACCGUCUCCUCAUGGGCCUCCAAUCAAGAUCAAAGAAGAGCUCAAUGAUCCGACUUACGACAUGUUUUGCAUGAGUCAGUACGGCCUCUACAACGGGGGCAUGGCGGCAGCAGCCGCCGCCGCCGCUAGCAUGGCCGCUCUGCACGAGAGCUUCAUUUCCUCCAUGGGGUACGGUGCGAGUCCACCCAAAUUCCCCAUGUCUCAGUCGCCCGAAGGAGACCCGUGCUCCAGCCCUGACCCCAAGAUCUGCUACGUCUGUAAGAAGAGCUUCAAGAGCUCCUAUAGCAUGAAACUGCACUACAAGAACGUGCACCUGAAAGAGAUGCAUGUGUGCACGGUGGCUGGCUGCAAUGCUGCUUUCCCCUCCCGACGGAGCAGAGACAGAAUAAUCUGGAAGUGUUUCUCCAGCGCAUGUCCAGAAGAGCCAGAGUGACGGAUCGUGCUUCCUGAACAGAUCGUGAUCCGUCCAGCUGGGGCAGUAACGUUCAGUCCUUUCAAUUUCAAAGACAACGCAGAAAACAAAACAUGGAACAAAAGAUGAGGAAGAGGAGAGAUUCAGACGAAAAAGCAGCUGCUGUUUGGAAAUACCGAUUGGACAGUUUGCUGCAAAGAGCUCCAGUUUCUACCUCCAGCUGCUCACGGUCAGAAUCGAGAUCACAAACAUUUUCUCAAACACAUUAGACGUUACAACAACUUAAAGAUGCUUCAUUGUCACUAUAAACAUCCAUUCAUUAUUUUUCCAUUUGUUUUGAUUUCACGUUUGCUCGUGCUAAAAGUGUUAGCUCCUCCUAACGGUGUUAGCUCCUGCUAACGGUGUUAGCUCCUCCUAACAGUGUUAGCUCCUGCUAACGGUGUUAGCUCAGGCUAAUACAAUAAACAGUAAAUUAUAAGCAGAUAAUCUGUUUCAACAGAUUUCUCAUGUAUAACGAAUCGUGAAAACUUUGAGGCAGUUUGCCUUAAUCCAGACAUUUUCUGGUUAGCUAGUUAGCCUCAGCCUCCUAUGUUUUGUUUAUAAACUCACCCACACCACCAGGGGGCCCCAGCAACACCAAGCUAACACUUUAUAAAUGUUUUAAAAUCUCUUCCUGUUGUUUGCUGUCAGUGUUGUUACCUUGUUUAUCUUAAAUUCAAUGUUUAUCAGCUGAUGUUACUUUCAAAUAGUUGAAAUAAUAUGACACACUUAAACACCACUCUGCAUUUCAAAAUCAAAUGUCUUUUUUUAGCUUUCUACUCCUGUAAGCUUAAAAUCAACAGUCAUAAAAUACCAUUGGUAUGAUCUAAGCUAAUCCUAACUGAUGCUAAAGAUAGUAGGUAUGUUAGCUUAGGAAUGAUAAAGCAUGUUGGUGUUGUGGGCCCCAAAUGAAAAUCUGCUUAGGGCCCCAAAAAGGCUUGGGCCGGCCCUGUCUAUAGGUGAAACAUGCAGAAAAGAAUAUACCGUUUUGAAGUAAUUAGGAGUUUUUAUGCAUCACAAACAACUUUUAGGUUAAUGGGAAAAUUACAAUGCAUUGAGGCCAACAGAUUGAACGAGUUCUGGAUCCAUUUAAGAACCGCUGGAUACAAAAAAAAGCGAUAAAGUACAGCCUGGCUAGGAAGGGGUUAAGUGAAAGGAUGGAGGAAAAAAAAUCCUUCUGGCAACCUGGGGACAGAGGGAACGCUGAACUCAUCACAAACCCCUCUCCCGGCGUCCGCCAGCACAUAAUGACCCCAACAAGAUGGGAAUCCCUUUUAAUUAAAGUGAAGGGAGAUCAGUUAAGCUGAUGGUUGCCAACAAAUAUUAGGGGAAAUAGAAUGUUUAAUGGUCUGUGCACUUAUCGUAGGCUAUUUUCCACACCCAGGCCCCGGACUGAUAAACAGGACAGGACCUUGUUAAUCAACCUUACAACCUUUAAAGCCCCAGAUAAGAGAAUAAUUCGGGAUCUUUGUAAAUUAGCUUGAGAUGUGGCGAAGACUGCGGCCCCCCGAGCGCUCGGGGCCAGGCUGUUGAGGAGGGAGAGGAAUUUCUAUCAGUGUAAUAGCCUUGAAGAAGUUUAGGGGGGAAACUACUUUCUUUCUUUAUUAUUUUUUUUACAGUGAGUAAUCAUAUUUUUGGUUAUUUUUCCUCAGUUUUUAUUCCCCUUGGGUUUGACCCUCCGCUGCAGUCUUAUCUGUGACACAGGAGAGUCACCUGCUUUCUACAGAAUAAUCUAAACAGAGAGGCGGGGAGUGGGCGGGCUGACAGGUUAACAGGUCCUUGACCUCCUAAAUCACAGCCAGGCAGGGCAGCGUGUUUAUUUAGCAGAUAAAAGAUGCCGGUGAGGGAACAGGCUGGUAUUUAUGUUAUAAAAUACUUUAAAAUGUGUACUAAAAUAUUAGACUUUUAAAGAAAAUUGUUGAAUUUCUGGCAGGUAGACGGCAUCGGCAGACAUUUUAAGCUUCUUCCUGAGGGAUUUUAUUCACAGAGAUUUUAAUUUCUGCAAAUUCUGCUAAGAAUUAAAGAGGCAGAAUUAUGUAAAAUUGAUGUUGUUUUUAGCUUUACAUCAUGUUAUUACGUUAUUCCCUCAUUAAAAACAUACCUUGAGUGUUGCAUUGGUUCUUUCAUGUUUGAUUGAGAAAUCCUUGAAUCUCCAUGGCAACCAUUCAGCUGUGUAAAACGCCUGGGUGGACCUAGCUCCGCCUUCAAGGCGCAACUCCUCCUCAGAGCUGCAGUUUCCAAGCUAUCCAGCUUCUCCCUCACAUGACAGCCCUCCCCCACUCAGCUCCUGCAGACUAGUCAGCAGCAAUUAGCAAACACCUGGUGGAGCUGUGCAUCGUUAAAGGAGCCAUUUCCCAGAGCAACGCUGGUAAAAACGUUAAAAGGUUUAAUAGAGGAGCCAUGUUUUGGUAACUUCCUGAAGAUGGAAUUUCAGAAAGAGCAGGAGUUUUUAAAGAGACAGUAGCCCAAUUUCAAGGCACUGGG
This is a messenger RNA of Xiphophorus hellerii (green swordtail), 6070 nucleotides long. RefSeq names its product basonuclin zinc finger protein 2 (gene bnc2). The transcript has 7 exons. Bases 362 to 3568 code for a protein of 1068 amino acids. The record is from RefSeq and is a predicted model, not a curated record. Gene Ontology annotation, biological process: regulation of DNA-templated transcription. Lineage: Eukaryota; Metazoa; Chordata; Actinopteri; Cyprinodontiformes; Poeciliidae. Gene Ontology annotation, cellular component: nucleus.